Molecule: messenger RNA, 896 nt
Organism: Acanthoscelides obtectus
Lineage: Eukaryota; Metazoa; Arthropoda; Insecta; Coleoptera; Chrysomelidae
Source: the annotation of a GenBank genome assembly
AUGUUGCCAUUUCCCUCUUAUGCUACACCUCUCACGUCUCGUUACGGUGCAAGACUAGAGUCAAGCUCAACAGGGUUUUCUUUUCCCGCUAAUUUUUACAAGCCAGUCGUUCCCUUGGCAGUGGUUUCGCUAGAUAGUGGGUAGGAACAGUGGGAACCUCGUUAAUCCAUUAAUGCGUGUCACUGAUUAUAUGACGAGACAAAUAUUUAAAUAAUUGGCUAUUUAAAAUAUUUAUUCAUGAAUAAAUACAUGUGCCCCGUUGUUCCGAGGUUGUAGUACAGGCUUUAUACAUACAUUAAAAAUAUAUACAGUUGCACAUGAGUUCUUACAAGGCUUGGCAUGAUACAGUAUAAUAAAUAAAUAAUACAGGUUUACAUAGAUAAAAAAUAAUAAAUCAGGGACGUGGUCACAUACAGGUACUAAAAUAAGACGCCGCCAACCCAGGCACAGAAACACAGUAAAAAAACACAUAUCUGGUUACAUAUAUUGGUAGCCUGCAACACCAUAAAUAUAUAUACUAUUUUAGUAAACGUGACAUCUCGGUGGACUGCACAACAAGUAAAUAUAUAAGUAUCAUAUAAAAUAGUAAAUAGAACAGUCACAUAAAUUGUAAUUAAAUGAUAUUAGAAUUAGAAUCGGAGUGAACGAGAGUCUUAUUGAGGGCGUACCGCCCACAUUAAAUAGGAGCACCCGUAGGCGACACAAACACACACACACACCCUCCUACCCUGUGCGGUCCCUCCACCACCCCUGUUCCAGGCAACCUCAAACCCUUGAGGAGUGGGGGGGAGAGCAAUCUCCAGAUGAGCGAAAUACGCCUUCUUGGCAGCCGGGUUUUUCAUCACCAGCGACAUCACUUUGGCACUGCUGGCCUGAACGACUGGGGCCACUUUAGG